Tetranychus urticae (two-spotted spider mite) is the source of this 1112-nucleotide messenger RNA. RefSeq lists its product as uncharacterized. Gene Ontology annotation, biological process: GPI anchor biosynthetic process. Lineage: Eukaryota; Metazoa; Arthropoda; Arachnida; Trombidiformes; Tetranychidae. The record is from RefSeq and is a predicted model, not a curated record. Gene Ontology annotation, cellular component: endoplasmic reticulum membrane.
UUAAUUAGCCAGCUUUUGAAAAGUUCAAUCAUAUGUUUGGUUGCUAAGCAACGAAGAAGCUUGAUUGAAUCAAGAUUUUUUAUUCAAUUUUAUUCAAUCAGUAUUAUUAUUGUUUGAUUUCAUUUCAGUACAUUUGAAUCUUUGUCUUUACGGGUUUUUCGUGAUUCUACAUGUAUGGCUUAGUGAUUUAAAUACCAGAUGUGUCAUUAGGUUGUCAUUAUACUAGCAAGGACUGUGAUCAUACGAUGCAUAAUGUAAAAUUACUUGUUCACCACUUUCUCAGUCUAGUUUCUGGUACUUUGGCGCUAUUUAUUUUAAAUCCAUGGCGAGAAGCAUCUCUAGCUGAACGAAUUCCCCUGGUCUCAUGUUUUCUUCUCAUUUUUGAGCCGCUCAAGGUUCUUUUUAUUGGCUAUAUUGGAUACAGAGGCAGAGGACGAGCGCCAUUUUCCGUUUUGUGGGAAAAAAGUUAUGUGUCCAAGAAUUUAAAUCGUAUUGGAUUAAAUCUUCUUUUUAUCUCUUUAAUUAUUGUUCUAAUAAUUUUAUGUUUAGGAGCUCCAUUAUUAAGUGAAUUAGAUCAAACUUUCUUCUUGGCUCUCUGCAUUACAUUCACAUCUGUUCUACCAAUACUCAUCACUGAUCCAUCUUUGCCAUUAUCCUCUUCAAUCUUAAGGAUUAUCAAUUUUUUGUUCAAUCCAGCGGCCAGAUUUAAUCAAUGGGACUCUAGUUUUGCCGUGAAUCUCAGACUAGUUGCUAUAUUUGCCUGGUUUGGGGCUUUUCUUCUCAAACUCGAUUGGAUUGUUUCGUGGAAAGUUUAUCCUAUUACAUCGAUCAUGACCUCUCUUUAUGGGUACUUGAUUGCAAGCCUUUUCAAUCUAUGCAGGAUCUCAGUCAGAUUUUAGUCAUUUAAGAUGCCAAUGAAACUAUGGAGCAUCUAAAUAAUGUUCCGUAGUGUAGUUUUAUACGAAAAUGUAAAUCACUUCUUGAUAUAGUCAAUUUAACAGAGCUGAAUUACUGUCUACUAAACGUCUCUUCAAUUACCAAUGAUUUCAGAAACUUUGUACAGAAAUAAUGUUAUGAACUAAAACAAAAUGCUUUAACAUUUUACAUUAAAA